Messenger RNA from Dacryopinax primogenitus, 1860 nucleotides. Its product is annotated as multicopper oxidase 2A. NCBI's taxonomy places the organism in Eukaryota, Fungi, Basidiomycota, Dacrymycetes, Dacrymycetales, Dacrymycetaceae. The transcript is spliced from 6 exons. Bases 1 to 1860 code for a protein of 619 amino acids. Gene Ontology annotation, molecular function: oxidoreductase activity; copper ion binding. The record is from RefSeq and is a predicted model, not a curated record.
AUGGCAGAUACUGCGAACGUCGAGAAAGACUCGAUCGAGGUGUUGCCCAAGGGGCCCACGGGCGCCCCUAGGCGAAGGUACAGAGUGUACUUCCUCGGCGGAGCGCUACUCGUCGUCAUCGUCCUCGGUCUCGCUCUCGGGCUUGGGCUGGGACUCGGGCUGAAAAACCGGAACUUCAAUUCUGGGUUCGCCUCCGGGUCGGGGAACAGUACCGUCACGUACAACGUCACCGUCCCUACGGCAGACAACUUCCUCCUCCCCGAUAUAAGGAACGACCCGCCCCAAGUCCGCUACUUCUCCCUCGUCGUCUCCGAGUCCUAUGGUGCGCCGGACACGUUCGCCCGGCCCAUGCUAGUCGUCAAUGGCACCUAUCCUGGCCCCACCCUCCUAGCGAACCAGAACGACAGGCUCAUCAUCACGGUCUACAACCAGCUUCCCAACGUCAGCACGGCCAUCCACUGGCACGGCCUGUACCAGAACACCACGCCCUUCUACGAUGGCACGCAUGGGAUUUCCCAGUGCGGGAUCCCGCCUGGCCAGAGCUUGGUGUACAACUUCACGUUGAAUGGGUGGACGGGGACGACAUGGUAUCACUCGCAUUACCAGACGCAGUAUACGGACGGCGUCCUGGGCGCGAUCGUGAUCAACCCUAGUAACGCGACGGUUGAUGCGGAUGGGCGGCCUGCGAACAACCCGCCUCAGCCUGCCAAUCCGGUGCAAUGGGAUGCCGACUUUGUUGUCAUAAUUCAAGACUGGUACCACACGCCCUCACAGGCAGUACUCGCGCUCUACCUCGGCCCAAAUGGGCCAGACGGCACCGCUGGGGACGAACCUACGCCCGAAUCCGGAACGAUCAACGGCCAAGGCCAGUGGUACGGUGGUCCGUAUGCCAACUUCGCGCUCCAAGCCGGGAAGACGUACAGGUUCAGACUGAUCAAUUCCGGGAGUCUGGCAAAUGUGAGGUUCUCGAUUGACGACCAUCCACUGACGAUCGUUUCUGCUGAUGGGGUGGAUACGGAGCCGUUGGAGGUUGCUGGGGUGCAGAUUGCUGUCGCGCAGCGAUACGAUGUGUUGGUGCAUACGAACCAGACUACAGGCGGCCAAUGGUGGAUGCGAGGCACCGUCCUAACAGACAUGUUCACCUAUUCCGUUAACGAUGCGCAAUACGACCACCGAGCCAUCCUUUCCUACCCGGUCGCCGACCCCUCCUCAUCCCCGCAGCCAGGCUCCGCAGACCCGGGGCCGGGUGUGGCAGGCUUGCAGGACCUCAGCACCACGGACUGGUUUUCGCUCGUUCCUGCUGUGCGACAGACGAUCCCGGAGCCAGACUUCCAGUACCCCCUCGAGAUAAGUUUCUCGGUAUAUGAGGAUACGAACUAUUACGGGUAUAUGAACUCCACUUCCUGGGUGCCCCUGGAAGGGGAGUCCACCCUGACGCUCCUGUCGACAUCACGCUUCAUCUCCGCUCUCGUGAACGGGCCCUCGAUUCCUCAGGGCCAGCUCAUCGUCACGACCACUUCCGUACAGACUGUCGACUUGCUCAUAACGAACCUGGACGACGGCGACCACCCGUUCCACUUGCAUGGGCACAGGCCUUGGCUCCUCGCUGCCGGAGACGGGCGGUAUGCUGGCCAAGCGCUGAAUACGACUGACACGGUGUUGAUGCGGGAUACACACGUGAUCGCGCACUUUGGAUAUGCGGUGCUCAGGUUCGUGACGGACAAUCCUGGGAUGUGGGCAUUCCAUUGUCACAUCGCCUGGCAUAUGGGCGCGGGACUGCUGAUGCAGAUCGCCUCCCAGCCACAGGUGGCCCUGUCGUAUGGCAUGCCGCAGGAGAUCCUGGCCCAGUGUGCGGGAUAA